This is a messenger RNA of Sorex araneus (European shrew), 1755 nucleotides long. RefSeq names its product haloacid dehalogenase like hydrolase domain containing 3 (gene HDHD3). Lineage: Eukaryota; Metazoa; Chordata; Mammalia; Eulipotyphla; Soricidae. The record is from RefSeq and is a predicted model, not a curated record. The coding region runs from base 142 to 897 and encodes 251 amino acids. The transcript is spliced from 2 exons.
UGGGGAACUGGCUCUCGGGGCCCGGGGCCGCGGCGCGGGUCUCCGCGGCGGCUGAGCGACCGCGAGCUUUCUGGAGCCGGCCUGUCGCCGCGGCGGCUUCCUGCGCGGAUCGUGAGCGGCUGCCCUACCCAGCAGACCUCCAUGGCACACCGGCUCCGGAUCCAGCUGCUGACCUGGGAUGUGAAGGACACGCUGCUCAGACUCCGCCGGCCGGUGGGGGAGGAGUAUGCCACCAUGGCCCGGAGCCACGGGCUGGAGGUGGAGGCCACGGCCCUGGACCCCGCCUUCCGGCAGGCUUACAAGGUGCAGAGCCUCCGCUUCCCCAACUACGGCCUGAGCCAGGGCCUCAGCUCCCGCCGCUGGUGGCUGGACGUGGUCUUGCAGACCUUCCACCUGGCGGGGGUUGGGGACGCCCAGGUGGUGACCCCCAUCGCGGAGCAGCUGUACGCGGACUUCAGCACCCCUGGCACCUGGCAGGUGUUGGAGGGGGCCGAGGCCACGCUGAAGGGGUGCCGCGAGCGGGGGAUGAGGCUGGGGGUGAUCUCCAACUUUGACCGGCGACUCGAGGACAUCCUGGCGGGGCUGGGCCUGCAGGAACACUUUGACUUUGUGCUGACCUCCGAGGCUGCCGGCUGUCCUAAGCCGGACCCCCGCAUUUUCCAUGAGGCCUUGCGGCUGGCUCAGGUGGACGCCGCAGUGGCAGCUCAUAUUGGGGACAAUUACUGCUGUGAUUACCAGGGCCCACGGGCAGUCGGCAUGCACAGCUUCCUGGUGGUGGGCUCCGGACCUGUGGACCCCCUGGUCAAGGCUUCUGUGCCCCAAGAACACACCCUCCCCUCCUUACCUCUCCUCUUGCCUGCCCUUGACCACCUGGAGGCCUCCCUCCCCAGGAUUUGAGACUUGGGAGGGAAGUGGCUGGACCCAACAGACGUGGAUGGAAGACAAGGGACCCCUUAUCCGCUGAGUUGUGGGCUGGGCAUCCUCUUCCCAGCAGUCUCUGUGGCGCCCUCUGAAUAUAAAGCAGUGAGUGUGGGGCUUGUCGCCCUGCCCCCACCAACUAGCCCCUGGGCUCUGAGAUGUUCAUGCCUUCCACCUGGGUUCCACCCGGACUGCCCCUCGCCCACAAGAUGCAGCCAGGGCUCAGCUGGCUUCCCGAUUGGGCACUUUCAAAGUUUGUUUUAGCUGCAGGAGCGGAAGCACACAAGUAAACCUCAACACGCAAAAGACGGAAAACACAAAACUGCCCCAGAUGAAGGGGAGCAGCCUCAGGCCCUGGGGCCUGGAAAGUCUGGGUGCUGAGCUGUGCUGCUGAGGUCUGCGAGGCCCACAAAGGACGGAGAAACUGGACCCGGCCUGUAUGUUAGGGACUGAGGUGGAGAACCUUAAAAGUGGGGCGUAGGAGGGGUAAGGAGAGAUCACUUAUGGCUGGGCAUGUGCACCACAGACCCCCCCAAGCCAGGGUUGACCCCGGGCAUGGAGCCCCAAGUAGUCCCCCGGUUAUCACUGGGUCUAGACCUCCAACAAAUAAGGGAAGAAAUUAAUAAAUUAGGGGGUAAGUAGCCUGCCCGAGGCCCCAGUUCAUCCUGAGGGAACUGGGAUUCCAAAUGAGACCCUCUUCACCUAAAGCCCUUUGACCACCCUUGGGGUGGUCAGCACCAAGGCUCCUGGUCAUCGAUGGGAGCCCACCCAGGGCCAGGCAAAACAGGGCUCUCUUGGGUAGCGUGGGGUGGGAGAGUCCAGAGAACGGAGAGCAGG